This is a messenger RNA of Pollicipes pollicipes, 702 nucleotides long. RefSeq names its product ovostatin. The record is from RefSeq and is a predicted model, not a curated record. Bases 70 to 702 code for a protein of 210 amino acids. NCBI's taxonomy places the organism in Eukaryota, Metazoa, Arthropoda, Thecostraca, Pollicipedomorpha, Pollicipedidae. The transcript is spliced from 6 exons.
CGCUCCGGUCGGCUUCGGAACGUGGCCGGCUUGGUCAGUCGUCGGUCGGGCGGCUUCCCGAGGAUCGUGAUGAAGGCGUGGGCGGUGCUGCUGUUGACAUGCGUGGCGGCGGCUGGUGCAUUGAGGACAGCUAAACACGGCUUCGUCUUAACGUCGUCCAAGGUGCUGCGGGCGGGCACCAGUCACCGUAUCUGCAUCACGCUCUUCAACGCGCCCGGGCCGAGGCGAAACGUGCACCUCACCGCCUGGGGCGAUGCCGGGGGCCUCCCCUGGUCGACGCUGGUGGAGAGAAUACCGGACACUGUGGGCGCUGAUGGCGACCACUGUUUUGACCUGGCCGUGCCGCGCACGGCGUCCGCUGGACUUGGUCACAUGCUUCUCAAGGUCUCCAGUGCCACCGGGCUCAGAUUAUCAGAUCUGGCGACGGUGACCAUCAAGGCCUUCACGCUGGUGACGCUGAUCCAGACAGACAAACCCCGAUACCGUCCUGGGGAUAAAGUCCUGAUCCGUGUCAUGGCCCUGAGAUAUGACCUCACGCCGAUCAUCGAAAACGUUCCUGAGGUGUGGGUGACCAGCCCCAGACAACAUCCGCAUCGCCCAGUGGAGGGACAUCAAGACCAGCGGAGGCCUGAUCCAGCUGGAGAUGCAGCUGACCGAGGAGCCACCCAUGGGCAGAUGGACUAUCCACGCGAAGACAAAUGA